ACAGCCUUGUGGCCACUAGAAAGAAGGCUCUAUCAAUCUCUAUGGUGAUGACACGUUCAUUGGUCACGACCUUGGAUAUCUACUGCAAGCAUGGCGAAUAAAGAGCCCAACCGGUUCCUGACAAACCUGAGGGACCUGGCCAGUCGUAUGUCUGGCGCGGGGGGCAAGGGAGCAGGAAUAGGCCUCAAGCUGCUCAUUGGGGCUGGAGCUCUGGCCUAUGGGGUCAAAGAAGCUACAUUCACAGUGGAUGGAGGUCAGAGAGCAAUAAUCUUCAACAGAAUCGGGGGCAUGCAGAUGGACACAGUGCUGGCUGAAGGACUGCACUUCAGGAUACCAUGGAUCCAGUACCCCAUAAUCUAUGACAUUAGAGCCAGGCCCAGGAAGAUUGCUUCAUUAACUGGAAGCAAAGAUCUGCAGAUGAUUAACAUUGGGCUGCGUGUGCUGUCCCGUCCUGUGGCCGCCAACCUGCCUGCCAUGUACCAGCAGCUGGGGAAGGACUAUGACGAGAGAGUACUACCCUCCAUCGUCAACGAGGUGCUGAAGAGCGUGGUGGCCAAGUUCAAUGCCUCGCAGCUCAUCACUCAGAGAGCACAGGUGUCAUUGUUGAUUCGCCGAGAGCUGUUUGAGAGAGCCAAAGACUUCAACAUUAUCCUGGAUGACGUGGCCAUCACAGAGCUGAGCUUCAGCAGAGAGUACACAGCUGCCGUAGAGGCCAAACAAGUUGCCCAGCAGGAGGCCCAGAGAGCCCAGUUCUACGUGGAGAAAGCCAAACAAGACCAGAGACAUAAGAUUAUCCAGGCGGAGGGAGAGGCAGAGGCUGCCAAGAUGUUGGGACAAGCAGUGACUAAGAAUCCUGGAUACCUGAAGCUUCGACGAAUUAGAGCUGCCCAGGCCAUUGCUAAGACGGUGGCAACGUCCCAGAACAAAGUGUACCUUUCCGCAGACAACCUGGUCCUUAACCUCCAAGACGACUCUUUUAACAAUCUAUCACUGGGAAAGAAGUAGGCUCUCGAAGGCUCUAGCAUUCCACCUGUCUGAGGCUCCAUCCACAGCUAAGACCAGUUUGUCUCUUGUCUGUCCAACUGCCUAUAUCUCCGAUUGUAUAACCAAGUGGCUUACCAACUCACUGGAGAAGACUCUAAAGCAUUUGGAUUGCUCUGUAAAGUUGACCUAUGGGGCUAGUGCUGUAUGCAUGACAUGGCUAGGGCCAGGCGGAACCUGCAGCGAUAUAAUAUCUUCAUGGUCAACUCCAGAAAGGAUCUGAAAUCAAUGUUUGUGUGGAUUCAAACCAAAUAGCACUAGCCUAUAAGACAUAAUCAGCUGCUUUGUUAUUAAUAAGUUGUGCAGAUGAUGCUGUAAUGAUAUAGAUAAGGAACUCUACUUGUUAUGGCUGGCCCUAGAUGUGUACAUGUGUUUUGAGGACAGUGGGACUCUUGGGGAUUCAAAUGCAUCAGUUUGAUUGGACAAAUGCUGUACUGGAAUGGUGUAUAAAAUAAAUAAUAUUUGAAGAUGUGCUUGUGAAA
Messenger RNA from Salvelinus fontinalis (brook trout), 1523 nucleotides. Its product is annotated as prohibitin-2-like. Gene Ontology annotation, cellular component: membrane; mitochondrion. Gene Ontology annotation, biological process: mitochondrion organization. Lineage: Eukaryota; Metazoa; Chordata; Actinopteri; Salmoniformes; Salmonidae. The record is from RefSeq and is a predicted model, not a curated record. The transcript has 10 exons. Bases 91 to 1005 code for a protein of 304 amino acids.